CACAAAUCCCCAUUCUUCAUCUUCCUUUAAAAAAAUCUCGUUCCCUCCCGCUGAAUCUCAUCCUGUCUCAGGGUGAAAAUCAGAUCCCGGCACGUCUGCUUCGCCUGAAAAGUGCUGCAACCGUCUCUGUAACUCAUCUUUCGGCUUCUCGAAGGCCGAAGAUCGUUGUUUUUUCAUGUUUGGAAUGUGAGUUGGAACUGUGAAGGAUGGGCUCAACCUAUAGACGUAUAGUUGAGAGCUUAACAGGAACUUUAAGGCAUGAAAAAUGUGAAAGCUACUUCCUGUUUUCUAAGGAAUCAUCCCUUGGGGAUGGGUUUCGAGCUUUCUUAUAUCUUCUUGGUGUAGCCUAUUGCUUCAUAGGGUUAUCAGCCAUAACUGCUCGUUUUUUCCGGUCUAUGGAGAAUGUAGUUAAGCAAACAAGGGAGGUAGAGUAUAUAGAUCCUAUCACUAAUGCUGAAACCAUUAGACAUGAAAAGGUGUGGAAUUAUACCAUUGCGGACAUUACGUUACUGGCAUUUGGGACAAGCUUUCCUCAGAUCUCUUUAGCUACCAUAGAUGCCAUCCGCAACCUUGGUCAGAUAUAUGCUGGAGGUUUGGGUCCUGGAACACUUGUUGGUUCUGCUGCAUUCGACUUGUUCCCUAUACAUGCUGUUUGUGUAAUCGUUCCAAAAGCAGGAGAAUUGAAAAAAAUAUCAGAUAUAGGUGUUUGGCUUGUAGAGCUGUUUUGGUCAUUCUGGGCUUAUAUCUGGCUUUACAUCAUCUUAGAGGUAUGGACACCAAAUGUGGUUACACUGUGGGAGGCCUUACUAACCGUGCUGCAGUUUGGAUUGCUACUAGUGCAUGCAUAUGUUCAAGACAAGCGUUAUCCAUACGUGUCUCUCCCACUAGCUAGAGCCGAUAGACCGGAAGAUUGGGUGCCAGAAGAAGCAAAUGUAUCUAAAGAUUGUAAACAGGAUGAUGAUGACGCUGGUUACAUGGAGUACUCUGAAAUAGUUGGUGUGGAGGAGAACAGGAACAUUGUUGAUAUCUUCUCUAUCCAUUCAAAGAAUUCCCCAGGUCUAGAGUAUCAAAACGUGUCCGCUGAUGAUAUAGGUGAAUCAUCCUGUGGAAAUUCUGGCAAGAAAUCCAUUGUUAAAGAUCCUCAUCUGCUUUCACUUUGGGGACAACAAUUUCUUGAUGCUCUCACGCUGGAGAGCACAGAGUCAAGAAAAUUGGACAGUAUCUAUUUAAGACUCGCAAGAAUUUCCUGGCAAUUACUCCUUUCACCUUGGAGACUCUUGUUCGCAUUUGUGCCUCCUUGCAGUAUUUGUCAUGGAUGGAUUGCCUUCAUCUGUUCUCUGUGUUUUAUUAGCGGAAUAGCUUAUAUCGUUACAGUGUUCUCAGAUCUGAUAAGCUGUGUGACAGGAAUAAAUCCGUAUGUAAUAGCAUUUACUGUAUUGGCAAGUGGAACCUCAUGGCCAGAUUUGGUUGCAAGUAAGAUUGCUGCAGAACGCCAAACCACUGCAGAUUCUGCUAUAGCAAACAUCACAUGCAGCAACUCGGUGAAUAUUUACGUUGGUAUUGGAAUUCCUUGGCUGAUUGACACGACAUACAACUUUAUCGCGUACAGGGAGCCAUUGAGGAUCCAAAAUGCCGAAGGUUUAAGCUUCUCAUUACUCAUUUUCUUUUUGACUUCCAUCUGUUGUAUCGGAGUACUGGUGAUCAGACGUCUAACUUUAGGAGCUGAGUUGGGAGGACCAAGGUUUUGGGCUUGGUUAACAAGUUCCUACUUCAUGUUCCUUUGGCUUGUUUUUGUUGUUCUGUCCUCCCUAAAAGUUUCAGGCUUCUUUUGAUUGUCAUCACGUUUAUUCAUUCUUUUUUACCAUUCCAUAUAUACAAGUGAAUCGAAACGCCAUGUAUGGCUUAUAAUAGUCCUAGUCUAAAUUCUCAUAGAGUUAUCCAAUCCCACUUUCCAUCCCUAGUGAGAAAAUUUGUAAUAUUGAUCUUUCUAGAAUCUUAAUUCUUUACUUGAUUCGAUUUAGAA
Molecule: messenger RNA, 2023 nt
Organism: Papaver somniferum (opium poppy)
Lineage: Eukaryota; Viridiplantae; Streptophyta; Magnoliopsida; Ranunculales; Papaveraceae
Product: magnesium/proton exchanger-like
Exons: 9
Coding region: 207-1832 (541 amino acids)
Biological process (GO): metal ion transport; transmembrane transport
Cellular component (GO): membrane
Source: RefSeq, a predicted model, not a curated record